Molecule: messenger RNA, 4046 nt
Organism: Poecilia reticulata (guppy)
Lineage: Eukaryota; Metazoa; Chordata; Actinopteri; Cyprinodontiformes; Poeciliidae
Gene: kif3b
Product: kinesin family member 3B
Biological process (GO): mitotic cell cycle; microtubule-based movement
Cellular component (GO): microtubule
Molecular function (GO): ATP binding; microtubule motor activity; microtubule binding
Source: RefSeq, a predicted model, not a curated record
GUUGAUUUAUCCAGGCUUCAGAGGGAAUUGUCUCUGGCAGGUCUCACUUGAUUGCAAUGGAACUUCUGGACUGAACAACGCUACUCACCGAUUCUUUAGAUGCCGCCGUCUUUUUCGGUGAAGCCUUUCUGAAGCUGCGACGAGGACACAACGUGCCAAGAGGUGAGGACCGGCCACUGCUUCCCAACAUGUCCAAGACCAAGAGCUCCGAGACAGUCAAGGUGGUGGUCCGCUGUCGCCCCAUGAAUGACAAAGAGAAGGCCUCUAAGUUUGAACUAAUGGUUUCCGUUGAUGUCAAACUGGGUCAGAUUAUGGUCAGGAACCCGCGGGAAGCCAGCGAACACCCUAAAGUCUUUACUUUUGAUUCAGUUUAUGACAGUAACUCGAAACAAAUAGAUCUGUAUGACGAAACCUUCCGGCCACUGGUCGAUUCUGUUCUCCUUGGCUUCAAUGGGACCAUUUUUGCUUACGGCCAAACGGGGACGGGAAAGACGUACACAAUGGAGGGAGUGAGAAAUGAUCCAGAGAGGAGAGGGGUGAUCCCCAACUCCUUUGAGCACAUCUUCACGCACAUUUCACGCUCCCAGAACCAGCAGUACCUUGUGAGAGCGUCAUAUCUGGAAAUUUACCAAGAGGAGAUCCGGGACCUGCUCUCCAAAGACCAAUCCCACCGCCUGGAGCUCCGGGAGCGGCCCGACACGGGCGUGUACGUGAAGGACCUUUCGUCGUUUGUCACCAAGAGCGCGCGGGAGAUCGAACACGUGAUGAAUGUGGGCAACCAGAACCGUUCGGUUGGUGCCACGAACAUGAACGAGCACAGCUCGCGCUCUCAUGCGAUCUUUGUCAUCACGGUGGAGUGCAGCGAGUUGGGCUUGGAUGGAGAGAACCACAUCAGAGUGGGCAAGCUGAAUCUGGUGGAUUUGGCUGGAAGCGAAAGGCAGACAAAGACCGGUGCUCAAGGCGAGAGACUGAAAGAAGCCACCAAGAUUAACUUGUCGCUUUCCGCCCUGGGAAACGUCAUAUCGGCUCUGGUGGACGGCAGGAGCAGCCACAUCCCCUACCGUGAUUCCAAACUCACCCGCCUGCUGCAGGACUCCCUGGGGGGAAACGCCCGCACUGUGAUGGUCGCCAACAUCGGCCCGGCGUCCUACAACGUUGAAGAGACCCUGACCACGCUGCGCUACGCCAACCGGGCCAAGAACAUCAAGAAUAAGCCGCACAUCAACGAGGACCCAAAAGACGCCCUGCUCAGGGAGUUCCAGGAGGAGAUUGCCCGGCUGAAGGAGCAGCUAGAGAAGCGCGUGGGGAAGAAGAAAAAAAGGAGGCAGAGGAGGAGGGGAGGGGAAGGAAGCGACGGAGAAGACCUGGAGGACGGAGAGACGGAGGACGACGAAGAAGAAGGAAGCGGUGACUACUGGAGAGAGCAGCAGGAAAAGCUGGAGCGGGAGAAGAAGGCCGUCCUGGAGGACCACAGUCUGGUGGCCGAGGAGAAGGAUCGGCUGCUCAGGGAAAAGGAGAGGAAAAUGGAAGACUUGAAGAAAGAAAGAGAAGUCGGUGAAAUGCUUGCAGCAAAAGUUAAGGCGAUGGAGAGCAAGCUUCUUGUAGGCGGGAAAAAUAUUGUUGAUCACACCAAUGAGCAGCAGAGGAUGCUGGAGCUGAGGAGACAGGAGAUUGCUGAACAGAAACGGAGAGAGAGAGAGAUGCAGCAGCAGAUGGAGAGUCGUGAUGAAGAGACUCUGGAGCUGAAGGAGACCUACAGCUCCCUGCAGCAGGAAGUCGACAUCAAGACCAAGAAGCUGAAAAAGCUGUUUUCCAAGCUGCAGGCGGUGAAGGCAGAAAUUCAGGACAUCCAGGAGGAGCACAUCAAGGAGCGGCAGGAACACGAACAGACCCAGAACGAGCUCACCAGAGAACUCAAACUCAAACAUCUGAUUAUUGAAAACUUCAUUCCUUUGGAGGAGAAGAACAAAAUCCUCAACAGGGCUUUCUUCGACGAUGAGGAAGAGUGCUGGAAGAUGAAGGCCAUCACUCGCAUUGAGGACGACCAUCAGAUGAUGUCCCGGCCCCCAUCUGCUGUGGGCUACAGGAGGCCCCUCAGUCACCAUGCCCACAUCGCCAUGAGGAUGAAGCCUGACAUGAGAUACAAAGCUGAAAACAUCCUGUUGCUGGACAUGGACCUGCCUUCUCGAACCACUAAGGAGUACCAGGAGCCAGUCAUCGCUCCAAAGGUGGCAGCAGCCCUGGAGGACGCUCUAAGAGACGAGGAUGAGAUCCAAGUAGACGCUUCAGGCUUCCACAGCAGCUCGGGACCAACACCGCCUGCCAGUGCCAGCAGCAGCCUUAGGAAACCAAAGUCUGGUCGACCCAGAACAAGCAAGAAGUCGAGCACGCCGACCUCUCCGUUCAGCCCUUGCAGUCCAGCAUCCCCUCUCUAUCCACAAUCCCGUGGCCUGGUGCCCAAGUGACGCCUUCUUCCRUUGCCGUCACCAACCUCUUUGUGCACCUCCCCACUUUAAGACUCUUAGAGGAUUGGGUUUGUUUGGUCAGGAGCCAAAGGAACCUUUAAGACCACCGCUGCUCUAGUUUCAGCUGUCACCACAUCACUGCUAACAGCUGCCAUGCAUGAACCCCCAAAUCAUACUCCACUGAGACUGCCUCUGCCACAUCUGACUCUUUGUCUUAAACAUCACUAAGUUCUUAAUAUGAAGAUUGCCUGCAGGGUUUAGUCCGUGUCUGCCUAUUUCUCUCUUUACAUUAACUCGUCACAUCGUGGUAAACUUCAUGCGUGUGAUUUUUAUUUAUUUGAUUGUAUCUGACGGUGAGAGAGUAGAAGACACGACCGUUGCUGUAAUCAAUAAAUGCUGUCCUUCCUGCGGCCCGGCAGAAGGAGGCAGGAAAGGAUAGAAGCAUCCCAGCAGGUGGGUAACCCACCACUAAAGACACAUCAGGGUUCCAAGGUGCCUUAAACCUGCAAUCCUCAACGUCCUCAUUUAAAUCCUGCAGGCAUGUCGUCUCCUUCAUUUAUUCACUCAUUUACUACAUCAUGGGGAUGGGCAGUGGGGAGGGGAAGCACUGCUUGGAUGGAGGUGUUUAGAAUCCAGCCUUCUCUUGGGUUGCUUGGUAGACGAAGAGCAACACAGUCAUGGUUAAUAAAAAUUCACCCUUUUUCAAAUGGAAAGUCCUGUGUAACAGAACAUGCUUAGGAAAUUAAUUCCUAAAAGCUCUUAAAAUGAAGUAGAACCAAUAGGUCUCAAAAGAUUCUACCUUCAGGUAAAUCACAUUAAGGUCUGGACUUUGUUGCUCAUGACCGACUUUGGGCACUGCCCUAGGUAGACUGGCAUGUAUGAAGGGAAAGGAACAAAGUAAACUAGGAAGGGGUUUGCGUCUGAACUCAUGCAAAACCUUUUUUUUGUUUUGUUUUUUUCAUUAUUGCUCCAGUUUUUGGGGGUCAUUGUCCUGUUGGUGUACUGAGGAGUUCAUGGUGUUCUGAUCAGCCUCCUCUACCAUGUUUGACGAUUGGUACAACCUUUCUCCCCCCUCAUCUAUGAGAGACAGGUUCACAUUUUCAGAGCUUCCAUAUACAAACAGCUUGAAAAGGGGGUGAACUUUAACCUUUCCAUGACCAUGUAUUCACUCUGUGAGUUCUUUAUGCCUCAUCUGUCUGUCUUUUGAAUGAGAUCCCAGCAGCUUCCCUCCCCCUGCCACCACAGCCGGACUAAAUGUAGACUUGCCACAGAAAUCGGUCGAAACACUUGAACUUGCAGGAUGCUCGAUCUCUCUGCUACUUUGUUACUGUGAUGCGUGCGCCGUUUACUUGCUGCUACUGUGGAAGGGUCUCCAGCCCACUGUGAUGUUUAAACAAGCCUGGGUCAACUUGCAAACUGCAUCCCUUCACACCGAUGUUUUCCUCCCGAUGGUUUCUCCCAGUAGCUGGAACCGUUCUUGCUGUUUGACCCAGGCCUGCCAUUCAUUUAGAUAUUUAACAUUAUAGACUUGUUGCUAGGCAAUCUUUAGUCACUUUUGAACAUGUAAAGAAGAAAAAAAAA